GCGGCGGCAGCGCUGCCUCCAGGUGCCGGUGCGCCCUCGGCCCGCGGCCCGUUCGCUGCGCGCCCGGCCGCUCGGGGCGGGCUCAGAGCUCCAGCCAUGCUGUUCUGGCACACGCAGCCCGAGCACUACAACCAGCACAACGCCGGCAGCUACCUGCGCGAUGUGCUCGCCCUGCCCAUCUUCAAGCAGGAGGAGCCACAGCUGUCCCCCCAGAACGAGGCCCGCCUGCCGCCCCUGCAGUACGUGCUGUGUGCCGCCACGUCCCCCGCUGUGAAGCUGCACGAAGAGACGCUGACCUACCUCAACCAAGGUCAGUCCUAUGAGAUCCGACUGCUGGAGAACCGGAAGCUGGGAGACUUUCAAGAUGUGAACACAAAACAUGUCAAGAGCAUCAUCCGCGUGGUUUUCCACGACCGUCGGCUGCAGUACACGGAGCACCAGCAGCUGGAGGGCUGGCGGUGGAGCCGGCCCGGGGAUCGGAUCCUGGACAUCGAUAUUCCACUGUCUGUUGGUAUCUUGGACCCCAGGGCCAGCCCGACCCAGCUGAACGCAGUUGAGUUUUUGUGGGACCCUUCGAAGAGAGCCUCUGCGUUCAUUCAGGUGCACUGCAUCAGCACAGAGUUCACCCCGAGGAAGCACGGGGGCGAGAAGGGCGUGCCUUUUCGAGUGCAGAUCGAUACAUUUAAGCAGAACGAGAAUGGGGAGUACACGGAACACUUGCACUCGGCCAGCUGCCAGAUCAAGGUGUUCAAGCCAAAGGGAGCCGACCGGAAACAGAAGACCGACCGGGAGAAGAUGGAGAAGCGAACCGCCCAGGAGAAGGAGAAGUACCAGCCAUCCUAUGAAACCACCAUCCUCACAGAGUGCUCUCCGUGGCCCGACGUGGCCUACCAGGUGAACAACGCCCCGUCCCCAAGCUACAAUGGCUCUCCCAGCAGCUUUGGUCUUGGCGAAGGCAACUCCUCUCCGACCCACGCGGUGGAGGCCCUGCCCGUGGGCAGUGACCACCUGCUCCCGUCAGCCUCCAUCCAGGAUGCCCAGCAGUGGCUGCACCGCAACAGGUUCUCACAGUUCUGCCGGCUCUUCGCCAGCUUCUCAGGUGCUGACUUGCUGAAAAUGUCUCGAGAUGAUUUGGUCCAGAUCUGUGGCCCUGCAGAUGGGAUCCGGCUCUUCAAUGCCAUCAAAGGCAGGAAUGUGAGGCCGAAGAUGACCAUUUAUGUCUGUCAGGAGCUGGAGCAGAACCGAGCACCCCUGCAGCAGAAGCGGGACGGCGGUGGGGACCCCAGUCUGUGUGUGUACCACGCCAUCUUCCUGGAGGAGCUCACCACCUUGGAGCUGAUUGAGAAGAUUGCCAGCCUGUAUAGCAUCUCCCCUCAGCACAUCCACCGAGUCUACCGGCAGGGGCCCACAGGCAUCCACGUGGUGGUGAGCAACGAGAUGGUGCAGAACUUCCAGGAUGAAUCCUGUUUUAUCCUCAGUACCUUAAAAGCCGAGAGCAAUGAUGGCUACCACAUCAUCCUGAAGUGUGGCCUCUGAGCAGAAGUAGAGUGUGCAACUGCCUGCAACUCCCAGCCCCAUGGACCCCUUGGAUGUAGAAAUGGCAUCACUGUAAGCUGCGGCCUCACUGGGAAGCUGUGGCUAGGAAGCACCUCGCCCCGUCUAUGAACGCCACAGACCAACCACCAGCAGAAACCCCUGGAGGCUAAGUCUCUGGCACGCAGAAAGCCAAUGGCUCGUCUCCCCCUUCCUCUCGGCCUCCAGCUUUUGAAUGGUUCCUUGUUCUUUUUCCCAGCCCUGCCCUUCUAAAGAGGCAAAUGGUGGGGGUGUCUUCUCUGAAACCGCUCGCUCCCAUAGUUGGAGGCUAGUCCACUGGGCAUCUUGGUGCCAACUGUAUUGGUUCCUUCUGAGCACUCUCCUGCCUCCAGAGAAGGCUCUGCCUCAGCCCCACACCUUCACCUUUUUCCCUGGUGACUCGCUCCUUGCCCAGGACUGCUGACUAGACGAGGGCAGUUAGCCGCCACUCUCCUGUCUUCGUGUUGGUUCCCUUCUCAGUGACCCUGGGGAGCAUCGUCUUUCCCGUUCUUGGUGGAUCGAUGGGAGCGGAGUUUGUUCUGUGCCUCCUGCUUCCUUCACCUUUCCCUUGCUUCUAAGCAUCUGCUACUGCGAGCCUGGAGUGGGCUGUAUCUCUGCAUUGGUGUGGUAGACGCCACAGUGCGUGUGUAGGACCUCGUUCUAAGGCUCUUGGGAGGGAGGGGGGAGGAUGGAAACACUGUUUUCAGGCACACGCUCAUGAGUAUGAAAGGGAUGAGAGCAAAAUGAUUCCUCUUGAGCUCCUUUGAUACAAUUUUAUUUCCUAAGCAAUCGUGGGAAGGGAGGACUAGGAAAUGAGCAUUCCAUUUUAUAAUCAGAUGAGCGGGCCCUCUUGGAUGGACUUGUCAAAUCCCGUUUAGGCAAGACCUUGUUGUAUCUUCGGUGAGGGCCCCCGUUUGAACGUUCAUCUUUUUUCAUCUGUAGGGGUGCGUUUAGGCCGUUUUGCCUGCGUUGGAACGGUGGCAUCACAUUUCUUAGUGGCCUGACUAUGGGGAAACGUAUCGGUAACUGGUAGACUCAGGAAUUGGUCCUCGUCUCACCUGUUUCCCAGGACCCAGUGAUCUAGCCUGGCCCGGGGCUUCCACUCCUUGCUAAUUUAGUUCGUGUUCCCGAGCGUGGUGAGCCCUGUGACCCCCCGAGCAGGCUUUCACAGCUUCUAAAGAGGAGCUUUUGGGGAACGUAGUGCUAGGAUCAGGGAUUAUCAGAAGAGGGUAGACCUUGUUUUAAAGAUGGGGCGACUAAAGCCCAGAGGGGCAAAGCCACCUGCCUGAUGACACACAGUAAUGGGGUGAUGACGUAAAUUUAUCUUACCAACCAGGGCACUUCUGAGAGUGAACGGGCCUCUGUUAAUAAUGAGGUUGGGACCACAGGUGUGGUGUUCUUGCAGCGUAAGGACAGGCUCCUGAUUCCUUUUCCUUUUCUGUGGGGGACUGAGGAGUAGAGAGCAGUUAUAUUGAGAUAUAAUUCACAUUUCAUACAGUUUACCCAUUUAUAGUGUAUAAGUCUAUGGUUUUUAGUAAAUUGACAGAAUGACCAUAAUUAAUGCUAGAACAUUUUCAUCAUCGCCCCAAAAGAAACCCUGUAUCUUUAGCAAUUGCUUUCUCACUUUCCACCCAGCUUCCCUAGUCCAAGGCAGCCCUGAGGCUACUUUCUAUGUGGAUUUACCUGUUCUGGACAUUUCAUAUAUAUGGACUCAUAUUGCAAUAUGUGGUCUUUCGUGACUAGCUUCUUUACUUAGCAUAAUGUUUUCCAGGGUCAUCCAUGUUGAACAUAUGUUAGUACUUCAGUCUUUUUUAUAGCUGAAUAGUAUUUCAUUCUGUGGCUAGACCACAUUUUGUUUAUCCAUUCAUCACCUGAUGGACAACUGAGUUGUUCCUACUUUUUGGCUGUUAUGAACGAUGCUGCUAUGAACGUGUUUGUACAAGUUUUUGUGUACACGUAUGUUUUCAUUUCUUUUGGAACUGUACAUAGGAGUGGGCUUCCUGGGCUCUGGUAACUCUAUGUUUAACUCCUAGAGGAACUGCCAGCCUUUUUCUAAAGCAGCUGUACCAUUUUACAUUCC
Messenger RNA from Equus caballus (horse), 3652 nucleotides. It is a transcript of the gene TFCP2L1, whose product is annotated as transcription factor CP2 like 1. Gene Ontology annotation, biological process: regulation of transcription by RNA polymerase II. Lineage: Eukaryota; Metazoa; Chordata; Mammalia; Perissodactyla; Equidae. The record is from RefSeq and is a predicted model, not a curated record. Gene Ontology annotation, cellular component: nucleus. Gene Ontology annotation, molecular function: RNA polymerase II cis-regulatory region sequence-specific DNA binding; DNA-binding transcription activator activity, RNA polymerase II-specific.